Molecule: messenger RNA, 2052 nt
Organism: Gymnodraco acuticeps
Lineage: Eukaryota; Metazoa; Chordata; Actinopteri; Perciformes; Bathydraconidae
Product: reticulon-4-interacting protein 1 homolog, mitochondrial-like
Exons: 10
Coding region: 52-1371 (439 amino acids)
Cellular component (GO): mitochondrion
Molecular function (GO): oxidoreductase activity; zinc ion binding
Source: RefSeq, a predicted model, not a curated record
GUUUGUUAUGUAGCUUAGCUAGCUGGCACGACAAAGUGAAGGACGGUAAACAUGGGUUCUGUCAGAGCUAUGGCGUCAACCAGACUCCUGUGUUCGUUCAACAACAGAGUAGCAGACUCGACCAAAACAUUAGCCAGAGCAGGCUGGAGUUUGAGCUGCAGGAGAAAUGUCAGCAGUUCACCUUCAAGACUGCAGAGCUGCAUGCCAGGCUGGGUCAUUGAUCAGUAUGGUACUAAUGGGGUUUUGACAUACACCGAGGACAUCCCGGUCCCCACUGUCAAUUCCCCUAGUGAUGUCAUGAUUAAAGUCUAUGCGGCUAGUCUCAACCCUCUUGAUAUAGCUAUGAGAGGUGGUUAUGGAGCUACAUUGCUUAAAUUAAAAAGGCAUCCAAUGUCGGUGUUGGGCAGCGACUAUGGUAGUGAGUUUCCUCUGAUUCUUGGUCGUGAUGUGUCUGGAGUUGUGGUGGACUGUGGAUCCGAGGUGACCCAUGUUGCUCCAGGAGAUGAGGUGUGGGCUGCAGUUCCCCCGUGGAAACAAGGCAGUCUGGCAGAAUUUGUGACUCUAACAGAGUAUGAGGUUUCCCAUAAGCCGAAAUCAGUGAGUCAUGCAGAGGCAGCAUCCAUCCCUUAUGUUGCCAACACGGCUCUGUCUGCGCUUGUCAAUGCAGGCGGUCUAUGCAGAGACAGCUCUUCAAAUAAAAGAGUUUUGAUAACUGGAGGAUCAGGGGGUGUUGGAACAUUCUCUAUUCAGUUAUUGAAGGCUUGGGGCGCCCACGUAACCGUUACCUGCUCUCAGAACGCAGAGGGCCUUGUUAGAGGGCUGGGGGCCGACGAGGUGGUGGACUACACAGCAGAAGACGCGUCUGAGCAGCUAGAAAUGAUGGAGAAGUUUGACGUGGUUCUGGACAACGUGGGUGGGGAGACGGAGCAGUUGGCGUUGGGCCUGCUGAAGCCCUGGUCUGGGGCAAAGUACGUCACUCUGGUAACACCUUUACUCCUCAACACCGAUUCUAUGGGCCUGCUGAACGGGAUGUGUCAGGCUGGAUCCUCCCUGCAAAGCAAGGCCAUACAGAACAUCAUUUCAGGUGGAGUCUUCUAUCGGUGGGGAUUUUAUGCUCCGGAUGGGCCUGCUCUGGACGAUGUCAGCAGGCUGGUGGAUGCUGGGAAGAUCCUGCCAGUUGUGGAGGCCCAGUUUCCAUUUACCCAGGUGCCCCAGGCCUUCCAGAAGUUGGAGCAGGGCCACGCCAGAGGGAAGACGGUGGUCAGAGUGACCGAAGAGGACGACCAGCGGUCCGAAGAGUUUGUGCAGGAAAGUUACACAGACACCGCAGAGUUUGAACAAGAAAGGCGAGAACCGGCCAAGCAACACUAGAGUCAGCCGGCAGAGCGCUGCGAUUCUUCUCACCUUUACUCGGCUACUCUUGACAGCUGCAGACUGUAUUAUUCAUAGGGAACAGAGGGGCUUCUGGGUGCAGCAGAGAGCAGAAUAUGCAUGACCAGAGAUUGUAAUUAGAGGGUUUCAAAGGCUGCUGCUCUUGUAAAAGCGUACACCUUCCUGUAUUGUCUUGAAAUUUCACAAGAUGUGCUGCGUUCCUGUGAAGGUUGUUAAAACCAGCUGUGGAAUGAUUUAACAUUCAGCUUAGCAUCCAUCUGGUACAGCCAGGCUUUUGAUCACUGCAAUCUAUCCAACAAGGAGUCACAUAAAAUGUCCAUCAACAGUUGUGUUUAUACUCCAGUACGAGGUGAGGCAGCAAGAUAAGACAUUUGAUUUUCUGUGCAUUUGUCAAUGUUAUGUUGUUUAACGACUAUCAUGUCGUAACCAUGGGAAUCUUUCCCAAACCUCAUGUGACAUCUCACAUCAUGUGAAUGCAGUUUAUAAUUGUUUGAGCUUUACAAAGGUUAGCAGUUCAACAUUUGGGUAAAAACUGUUAUUGAAACCUGAAGCACUUUGUGUUGAACAAUGUAUCAAAGAAAUGUAUUGACAACAAUACUUUAUUCUGGAAACCAGGGGUUUGGUGCUGUGUAAUUUUGAUUAAACAAAGAAAAAGACACA